Messenger RNA from Xylona heveae TC161, 759 nucleotides. RefSeq lists its product as hypothetical. Lineage: Eukaryota; Fungi; Ascomycota; Xylonomycetes; Xylonales; Xylonaceae. The record is from RefSeq and is a predicted model, not a curated record. The transcript has a single exon. The coding region runs from base 178 to 639 and encodes 153 amino acids.
CUGGCAGGAAGAGGCAGCAGCCCGUAGUCUUGCUGCUUUUGUCGAAAAAAUUCCCGAUAGAUAGGGAUCAGGUUGGCUAGUAGUGUUGAUCGUAUGUUAAGCUGUGAUCGACAUGGCAUUCUAUUGCCUCCGGUCAUCGGUAGUUGAGAGCAGAAUAGAAUCUAGCCGGAUAGCCUGAUGAUGAGCUCGAAGUUUACCUGGUCAUGGGGAAAUUUCGAAGGUGCGCAUUUGAUUUUGUUCUUGUCGGUCAAGGCUCCGACGACGAUCAUCUAUCUAGCGAUAAAUUACUUUCCCCCCCCUUGGACUUGUGAGGCUCACAUGUCUGCGAUGGUGAUGGUUCGACGUCCCGUUGGACGGCGUCAAUGGCCCAUGGCCCUAGGCAGCCACCAUUGCAAGUCGGUCCUCAAGAAGCUGCAUGUUUGCGGGAGGGUACAGCCUGCGAGUAUCUUGUCACGUUUUGGUCAACGGUCAUAUCCCGGUAUUCGAAGCCUGUGUCGUCGUGGGAAUUGCCGUCCUGCGAAUUGCACUUGCUACCGUACCUGCGCCUUUAGCACCCUGCCUCAGGUACCUUCCUCUUGCAGCAAGCGAAUGAGGUCUACUCGGUCUCAUGAUUUGGGAGAUGGACGUGAACCUGUUUAGCUGGAACGCAGCGCCCACCUAAGGUAUACAAGUGUAUUCGUUGAAGCUACACAUAACGUACUUGACAUUUACCGCUGCCAGCGACAUGUAAUAGAGGCGCCUAAGAGAGAGUUGGAGUAU